Messenger RNA from Lycium ferocissimum, 675 nucleotides. RefSeq lists its product as uncharacterized. Lineage: Eukaryota; Viridiplantae; Streptophyta; Magnoliopsida; Solanales; Solanaceae. The coding region runs from base 1 to 675 and encodes 224 amino acids. The record is from RefSeq and is a predicted model, not a curated record. The transcript has a single exon.
AUGCAUAAUAAUUAUCAAGACCAGGUCACAUCACAAAGAUUAGUCGGUUUUCAUGGUCAAUUCUUGAGGGUAGUAGACAAUACUUUGGAAAGAUAUCGCCGUGAAAAUCUACCUAUUUCGGCUUUUAAGCUUUGCAUCUCUUUUUCUAAUCAAACUGACUGUGACGGUCUAGUCGAUAAAUGGUUACAUAUCAUAGCAGAAAAAAGGGUUUCACAUGUAGUACUUGCGCAAUCCGGAGUAUUUCCAUUAGAAAGAUAUAGUUUGUUAGCUGAUACCUUGUUUGCCAUAGAAUCCUUGCAGCAGUUGGAGUUAAAUCACUGCAAGAUACUGAAACAAAAGGCACUACUUUCUGAAGAUAAAAUUAAGUGCAUUAACCUAAAAAAUCUAACCUUGCAUGAUGUUACGGUUAGUGAAUCAGCUCUGGAAAGCUUAAUUUCAUGUUGCCCUCAGAUCAUGAGGAUAUCAUUUCAGUACUGUAUCGGGUUCAGUAGCAUUCGUUUUUCAAGAAAUCUUCCUAACCUUUUGUCUCUUAAUAUCUUAUGCUGCUCAAUUGGGGAAGUUCAUAUUGUUGAUGCACCGAAACUGCUAUCUCUCGAGUAUGUGAAUGAAUUGGAGCCUUAUAAUUACUCUGGUGGUGUUGAAACAUGUCUGCGUAUGCUAAAUAUGGGCAAGUAA